Messenger RNA from Penicillium bovifimosum, 1038 nucleotides. RefSeq lists its product as uncharacterized. Bases 1 to 1038 code for a protein of 345 amino acids. NCBI's taxonomy places the organism in Eukaryota, Fungi, Ascomycota, Eurotiomycetes, Eurotiales, Aspergillaceae. The record is from RefSeq and is a predicted model, not a curated record. The transcript has a single exon.
AUGGCAGCCGACACAAUUACUCGCGUAGAGUUUGAGGACGCAAUCACUCGCGUCGUGAAUAACCGCAGCCGAACGUAUAGCAACUCUUUCGCGCUGAGUGUACGUUGGGAAAGGGACAACACAGAUGCGGCCGUGGACACCGAGAAUUUUCAGGCCAUCCUGAGCACGCUCAACCUCGACCAAGCCGAGGUUGUGGUUCUAGGGGAACAGGAUGUGACCCCAGGCUGGGCACUGGACGAUGCGAUUCGGCGCGUCUUCCGACGUGCAGCAACAGCGCCUGGAAAAUCUAUUGUCCUGAUUCACUAUGCUGGGCAUGGGGCGGUAAACACUGGACAGCUCUUUGCUGUUGAAGGCCGGUCCCGCCGAAGCCUCAAUUUCCAGAGGAUCAUUGAUUCCGCGGUGGCGGGGGAUAUCCAGGGCAUAUCGGAAGACAUGGAUAUCGGAGACACAGACACCAUCUUCGUCCUGGAUUGCUCUUAUUCGCAUGUCGCAACGCGGGCAUCUAAUCCCACGACUCGCACGGUCGAAGUUCUUUCUGCGAGCGAUGACAGCACUCCCGUGGCCUUUGCACCACCGCGCAAUACCUUGACCGGAAAAUUGCGGGGCGAGAUUGCUCGGUGCAAGCGCGAUGGCCAUCGCUUCGUGAUAUUUUCGGAAGUUAUGGCGGCUAUUCGAGCGAACAGCCCCGCUGUCAAGCCAACCCAUCAAGUGAAGUUAGGGGUAUCCGUCUGCUUCCCUUUCACUGGCGUCACGCGGGUUCAUCCGAGCACGAUCACCCCUUCUCUGCGUGCAGUGUUUUCGGUUCGUAUCACCGAAAACAUGACGCAGGAACAGCUCCAAAGGUUCCUCACGUGGAUGGAGACCCUCCCACCUGCGUACACCAUAGAACUCGACGGGAUCUACAGCACAACCUCGACUUUCCUCAUCUUUCAGAGCGCAUAUGCGCUGUUCGCGGAUCUUGCUGGCUAUCCUGGUGUCACCUUUAUCUCGGAUGUGACAAGCCCGAACCGUCGUAAAUAUCUCGACGAAGAGCAGUGA